Molecule: messenger RNA, 1523 nt
Organism: Loxodonta africana (African savanna elephant)
Lineage: Eukaryota; Metazoa; Chordata; Mammalia; Proboscidea; Elephantidae
Gene: SYCE2
Product: synaptonemal complex central element protein 2
Exons: 2
Coding region: 570-950 (126 amino acids)
Biological process (GO): synaptonemal complex assembly
Cellular component (GO): central element
Source: RefSeq, a predicted model, not a curated record
CGGCCGCGACGCCGGGCUUUUCCCGCAGGCCCGAGCCCCCAGCUUGUCUCCUAUCAAUGGGACCGCCUUUUGUCCCGCCCAGCCCUGAUCUCACUGACCGACCGCGCCCUGACUGACGGACUAAGUGACGCGCUGACAGCUUCGCUCUGACGAACAGGCUUCCGCGCAUGGCGCGUGGCGGGAGCGGGAUAGAGAGAGUUUCAGACACCCAUGCACCGCACCCGUUUCUUUUAUUAUUCUUUUCUUUACCCCUCUUCUCCUUCCUUGAAGGACUUGAGACGGCACCAGUUAAGAUCCCUGGCCCUCCAGCGCCCCUCGCACAGUCUCUCCCCUCAGCCUAGCCCCUCCAGGUCUCCCCGCCUCCUUCCUGGACCCUCACUGCAGGGUGCCCCCACCCCACCGCCCCAACGUGGUGGUGCCCACCCCAGCUUGGCCAUCCUCUGACGAGGGUCCCCACCGUGCUGAAGUGGCACACGGAGGUGCCCGGGAGCUGAGGGGGCUGGAGGAGGCCGGCCGUGCCGUCCCUCCCUACCUCAGCCUCUCAAGCCUGGCUGUGCUCACAGGUGGACAUGUCCCACGUGGAGGCCAAGGACCAGGAGCUGCAGCUGUUGGGGGAUAGCAAGGAGCAUCAGCAGGGCGAGGAGAACCGCGAUGAUGAAGCUGGUAUUGGACCAGCUAGAAGUCAAGUUUCUAGCCCCUCUAUUGCUACCUCCAGCGCCAACCGCCAGAUGAUGCUGGAAGGGAAGUCAGGAUCCUAUUUUUCUUCUCUGGACUCAAGCAUCGAGAUUUUGAAGAAAAGAGCCCAGGAGCUCAUCGAAAACAUCAACGAGAGCAGGCAAAAGGACCACGCACUCAUGACCAACUUCAGGGACAGCCUUAAGAUUAAGGUGACAGACUCCCCCAGGCCCACAGCGAAACCUCAGCUGGAGGGGGUGGGUAUUCUUAUGUAAAAGGGGAGGGGAUAAACCAUCAUUUCACAUCUGUUAUGUUUUAGGCACGGUGCUAGGCAACUUGCAUAUAGUAUCUCGUUUUACCCUUCCUUCAAUCUUGCAAAGAGAUUGGACCCAUUUUGUGGAUGAGAAAACUAAGGUUUGGAAAUAAUUUGACAGAGUGGCAGCUAGGAUGAAGAACCAAGGUCCCUCUGCAUCCAAAGCCAGCCCUCUUAUUUCAUGCAAUGGCUAAUGGCUAUGGGGCGGGGUAGGGGGGUGCUGAGGCAUAGCUUACUUUAUCACACCCAUAUUUCCUCCAGAAGCUGAAUGAUCUACAUGGGAGUGUCAGGGGACUCCUUAACACAUAGCUGAGGCAUGGGUGGGCUUGUAUCCAAUUCAGCCAGCUACUCAGGUCUGAUGUUCAUUUUUGUGCCUGAUGCUUCUUCAGAAUGUAUAGUGGAUCCUGUGUGUGGAGCGGCUUGUUUACUUCACGUUUCAUCUCUUGAUGACAGGUCAUCUCUUGAUGACAGGCCGAUUUUUUCCCUUGUUUUGCCCCUCCCAUCCCUAUCAAUACACACCCUGGUACGUCAUAGA